Messenger RNA from Octopus sinensis (East Asian common octopus), 4757 nucleotides. RefSeq names its product sarcoplasmic/endoplasmic reticulum calcium ATPase 1. Gene Ontology annotation, biological process: calcium ion transmembrane transport; intracellular calcium ion homeostasis. Gene Ontology annotation, molecular function: ATP hydrolysis activity; ATP binding; P-type calcium transporter activity. The transcript has 25 exons. NCBI's taxonomy places the organism in Eukaryota, Metazoa, Mollusca, Cephalopoda, Octopoda, Octopodidae. The coding region runs from base 894 to 3887 and encodes 997 amino acids. The record is from RefSeq and is a predicted model, not a curated record. Gene Ontology annotation, cellular component: membrane.
GAGCAACCUGUACACCCCCCGCUUGCCACAAGGAAUAAGCUCGCUCUAGAUCGGGCUUAUACGCUCUUCAACGGAGGCUGUAUUACUCGGACCCGGCAGUUCUGAGGGGAGAGAUCACCAAGGAGUUGUGUGUUACAUGUGUGUGUGUGUCUCUCUGGCUAGACACUCAUUUCGUUACCCCCCCUUUUUUUAGCAGAUUUUUUUCUGGCUGGAAGCCCUCCCCUUAAAGAUAUUUUCUCUCUCUAUAUCUAAAUUUGUGUACAACAACAUCCCAAAACAACAAAAAAGGUCUCCUCCUCACUACCUCCUCAUCCCUUUCUCUCGUCCUCUCUUUCUAUAUAUAUAUAUAUAUAUCUACAUAUAUAAUAUAUAUAACUGGAAGAGAGUGUGUGUGUGAGAGCAAAGACGGUUGGAGAGACGAGACACACCACUUCUACCAGUGAAGAAAAGGGAUAAGGUGUGUUUGUGUGUACUGUAUAUUAUAUAUAUAUAUAUUACGUAUAUAUAUAAUAUACAUACAUACCUCAGGGGUCCAAAAAAAAUUUUACCGAAUCUCUAAGUGAAGAAGGAAAUUUCAUAUUUUUUUCUGUUUAAAUUAUUUCAAAAAUUCGGAAAAGAAUUUCUUUCUUUUUUACCUUCCAACCAAACCAAGACAUCACGAAAUCGGAUUCUGUAUUGCGCGACGACUGCAAUAAUUAAUUACAAGAUUAUAUUAUUAUACCAUCACAAAUAGGAAACGAAACAAAACCCAAAAAAAAAAAAAAAAAAGCUGUGCUAAUUAAUAAUAAUAAUAAUUUAAAUUUAAUCCUUUGUGUUGAAAGCUUAAAAAAAAAAUCUUUUUUUUUUUAAACAAAUUCUAAGGGUUAAGAGAAAGCAACGUAAAGAAGUUGAAAAUGGAUCUUGCACACGCCAAGACCGCAGACGAAGCUUGCGGUUUCUUUGGAGUUGAUAGUAAUGUUGGUCUUACUGAUGAUCAAAUUAAGAAAAACUUAGAGAAAUAUGGGCCGAAUGAACUGCCGGCUGAGGAAGGUAAACCUCUUUGGGAACUCAUUUUGGAGCAAUUUGAUGACUUGCUAGUAAAAAUUCUGUUGCUAGCUGCUUGCAUCUCCUUCAUUUUGGCUUGGUUUGAAGAAAAUGAUGAUCAGAUCACUGCAUUUGUUGAACCUUUCGUCAUCCUUACAAUUUUGGUGUGCAAUGCUGUUGUUGGUGUAUGGCAGGAAAGAAAUGCUGAAAGUGCGAUUGAAGCUCUUAAAGAAUAUGAGCCAGAAAUUGCUAAAGUGGUACGACAAAACUACAAGGGAGUGCAGAAAAUCCGUGCCAGUAACUUGGUCCCUGGAGAUAUUGUUGAUGUCUCAGUUGGUGACCAAGUACCCGCUGACAUCCGUAUUAUCAAAAUUUUCUCCACAACUCUCAGAAUUGAUCAAGCUAUUCUUACCGGAGAGAGUGUCAGUGUAAUCAAACACACAGACCCUAUUCCUGACCCAAGAGCUGUCAACCAGGACAAGAAAAACAUCCUUUUCUCUGGUACCAAUAUUGCUGCCGGAAAAUGCCGUGGACUUGUCAUUGGAACUGGACUAAGCACAGAAAUCGGUAAAAUCAGAAAUGAAAUGAUGGAUACUGAAACAGAAAAGACCCCUCUGCAACAGAAACUCGAUGAAUUCUCCAACCAACUUUCCAAGGUCAUCACUAUUAUUUGUAUUGCUGUCUGGGCUAUCAACAUUGGUCACUUCAACGACCCUGCUCAUGGUGGUUCCUGGAUUAAGGGUGCUAUCUACUACUUCAAAAUUGCUGUUGCCUUGGCUGUGGCUGCUAUUCCUGAGGGUUUGCCAGCUGUCAUCACCACCUGUCUUGCUUUGGGUACUCGCAGAAUGGCCAAGAAGAACGCUAUCGUCAGAAGCUUACCCUCUGUUGAGACCUUGGGCUGCACCUCCGUCAUUUGCUCUGAUAAGACUGGUACUUUGACAACCAACCAGAUGUCUGUCUGCAAGGCCUUUAUCUUCAGCAGGAUUGAAGGAAACGACAUUGGUAGCUACCAAUUUGACAUCACCGGAUCCACAUACGCUCCAGUUGGUGAACUCCAUAUCAACCAGAAGGUUGUGAAGGGCAGUGAUUUUGCUGGUCUUGAGGAACUUUGCACUAUCUGCGCCAUGUGUAACGACUCCAGCGUUGACUACAAUGAGUCCAAAGAUAUUUAUGAAAAGGUUGGUGAGGCCACUGAGACUGCCUUGUCCGUAUUGGCAGAGAAGAUCAACUACUACAACACUGACACCAGCCACCUCAACAAACGUGAGAUCGCCACUGCAUGCAACCAGGUUAUCCAAGGAAUGUGGAAGAAAGAGUUUACUCUGGAGUUCUCUCGUGACCGCAAAUCCAUGAGUGUUUACAUUGUCCCCAACAAACCAUCCAAAGAAGGUACCAGAAUGUUUGCCAAGGGUGCUCCUGAAGGUGUUCUUGACCGUUGCACAUCUGUCCGUGUUGGCAAGGACAAGGUACCAAUGACCCCUGUUGUUAAGAAUGAAAUCCUGAAGGUCUGCAAGGCCUGGGGUACUGGACGUGACACUCUUCGCUGCUUGGCUCUCGCUACAAUUGAUAACCCACCCAAAGUUGAGAACAUGGAUCUUGAGGAUUCUCGCAAAUUCAUCCAAUAUGAAACCAAUAUGACAUUUGUUGGCGUUGUUGGUAUGUUGGAUCCCCCCAGAGCUGAAGUUAUUGACUCCAUCAAGGCUUGCCGAGCUGCUGGUAUCCGUGUCAUUGUGAUCACAGGUGACAACAAGGCUACUGCUGAGGCCAUUUGCAGACGUAUUGGUGUGUUCACUGAAAACGAAUCUACUUCUGGUUUGUCUUUCACUGGUCGUGAAUUUGAUGACUUGCCACCAGAGGAGCAACGUGCUGCUGUAAUGAGGGCCAGACUGUUUGCCCGUGUGGAGCCAGCUCACAAAAGUAAAAUUGUUGAGUUUUUGCAAGGUGAAGGAGAAAUCUCAGCUAUGACUGGUGAUGGUGUGAAUGAUGCUCCUGCUUUGAAAAAGGCUGAAAUUGGUAUUGCCAUGGGUUCCGGAACUGCUGUUGCCAAGUCUGCUGCCGAGAUGGUUUUGGCUGAUGACAACUUCUCAACCAUUGUGUCUGCCGUAGAGGAAGGCCGUGCCAUUUACAACAACAUGAAACAAUUCAUCAGAUAUUUGAUCUCUUCCAACGUUGGUGAAGUUGUUUGUAUUUUCUUAACUGCUGCUCUCGGUAUCCCUGAAGCUUUGAUCCCUGUACAACUUCUGUGGGUCAACUUGGUAACUGAUGGUCUUCCUGCCACCGCCUUGGGCUUCAACCCUCCAGAUCUUGAAAUUAUGAAAAAACCUCCAAGGAGUGCCAAAGAAUCUCUCAUCACAGGAUGGUUGUUCUUCCGAUAUUUGGCUAUUGGUGGAUAUGUGGGUUGUGCUACCGUUGGUGCUGCUGCUUGGUGGUUCAUGAUCUAUGAGGAAGGACCUCAACUCAACUAUUACCAACUGACCCAUCACUCUCAGUGUCCGGCACAGGAGGGCCGUUUCAAAGGCAUCGACUGUGACAUCUUUGAAUCGCCUGAACCUAAAACCAUGGCCUUGUCUGUACUCGUCGUCAUUGAAAUGCUGAACGCUCUAAAUAGCUUGAGUGAAAAUCAAUCUCUAAUAAAGAUGCCUCCAUGGCAAAACAUGUGGCUCCUUGGUGCCAUUGCGCUGUCCAUGAGUCUUCACUUUGUCAUCCUCUACGUUGAUGUAAUGUCUCAAAUCUUCCAGAUCACGCAUCUCAGUAUAAACGAAUGGGUAGCUGUCUUAAAGAUCUCUUUACCUGUGAUCUUCAUGGAUGAAACUCUAAAGUUUGUCGCUCGCAAAUUCUCCGACGACUAUCCUGGUUUCUUCUGAUUGCUGAAGCAACUUCAAACUUAAGACACCACACCCAAGAGUUUAAGCCCAGUUUUGAGUGAUGUGUAAUGGAUUCCCAUUGUCUAUCAGCUACCUUCGCACCUCUUCUUCUUCUACUACUACUACCACUACUACUACUACUUCUUCCUAUUACUACUACUACCACCACCACUUCUACUAUUUGAAAAUAAAUCUCGAUGUAGGGGGUUUCUUUUUUUUUUCGAUUUUUUUUUUUUUUUUUUUUCCAAUUUACAUUUUAGAAAAAAAAAAAGAGCUCGGCCGCCCAUCUUCCCCCCUGCCCCCAUUCUUUACAUCUGCUGUGCCCCUCCCAUCCCCCUCGCCCCUUGUCAUCCACCUUUUUUUUUUUUCUUAUAUAUAUAUAUAUUUUUUCUUUCCAGAAAGAACAUUUGGUCGAGAGGGAGGUGAAAUUAGUAGAGGCUCUCUUGUCCUCUCCUUCUCACUCUCAGUCUCUCUUCUGUCUUGUCUCUUUCUGUCUCUCUCUCUCUCUCUCUCUCUCAACAACUGCUGUAGGCCGUCACCACCACCACCACCACCACCUCUGUCCAUCACUUCCUCCGUCCUCGUCGCCACCAUCUUCCUAUAUAUAUUAUAUAUAAUACAUGUUUUUUUUUUUUCUUUCUCGUAACUGCUGAGUUUAUCUCCCUUUGUCGGUUUCGAGGGAGGGGGGUUUGUCUCUGCAUCGCCGUUACUGUCGCCACCGCCGUCGCCAUCACCACACAACUGGUCUUGAAAGCCCUCACUCAGUACCCACCGUCACCACCGCCUCCACCCACUGCUGCUGUCCCUACGCUGUAACACUCGUUGCACACACACGUGCAUAUGUGUGUGUGUGAAUAUAUGCAACUUGCA